AAUGGUCUGUAACUACAGGAAAAGAUGUGGAUCAUGGGUGGGAUGUGUAUAUAAUGCUGUGAUGUUAGUAAUGCCCCAGUUGUAGUUCAUGUUUUAAACCCUGUCUCUUUUGCAAGAAUGCCAGGCCCUCCGGAAAGUUCCCCUAGUGUCAACCAGGAACGAGUUAGGGUGGUGGACGACACUUUGCUUCUAAAUGUUGUAACAUCUUUCUUCAAGAAAGCAGCGGUGGUCUUGGCAGUUUGGGUGACGGGAUAUUACAAGUUCAGCCCAAGUUGGUUAUUGCUUGGGCUGGUUUUGUAUGUAUGGAAAGAGCGUCAUGUGGCAGCAAGAAGACACGGCAUAGCGAUCUCCCAACAAAUUGCAAGAGAUGAAAGGGGUGCCAUUCUUGCCAGGGUCGAAGAUCUACCGUCCUGGGUCUUCUUUCCUGAUGUUGAGCGUGCAGAAUGGCUAAACAAGAUGAUUUAUCAGAUGUGGCCAUACAUUGGUGAAUAUAUUAUGAAGAUGUUGCGUGAGAGUAUUGAGCCCAAAGUUCGAACCAGUCUUCCUGCAACACUGAGCUCCUUUCGCUUCACAACUAUUGAUCUUGGGGACAUACCACCAAGAGUUGGAGGCAUUAAGGUGUAUACAACAACAGUUAGGAGGGAUGAAGUCUAUAUGGAUCUUGAAAUAAACUAUGCAAGUGACAGCAAUAUUGUUGUGCAGCUAAAAGGGAUGUCUGCAGGAAUCAAAGACUUCAAUUUGCGUGGAGUGAUGCGUGUCAUCUUCCGACCUCUUAUCAGCAAAAUGCCUUUGAUAGGGGGCGUAAAUUUGUUCUUCUUGAACAAUCCGGAUAUUGAUUUCAACCUGACAAAUCUUGCAAAUGCCCUAGACCUACCUGGCCUGAGUGACCUUCUGCAUACCAUCAUUCGAGAACAAGUUGCUAACAUUAUGGUUUUGCCCAACCGUAUUCCAAUACAGUUAGCAAGUAAAGUGGACCUUCGCAAACUUACUUAUCCUCUACCACAGGGUGUGGUGCGAGUACACAUUGUUGAAGCCAAGGAACUGAUAAAAGCCGAUAUUAGCAUCUUGGGACAGGGCAAAUCUGAUCCCUAUGUCGUCCUCACAGUUGGAGCUCAAGAAUUCAAGACAAAGGUAAUUAACAACACUCUCCAGCCUGUAUGGAAUGAAGUGUUUGAGUUCAUUGUGGAUGAGCGUGAUGGACAGUUUUUGAAACUUGAUGUCUUUGACAAAGAUCCUAACAAGGAUGAUCCUCUUGGAAAGGCUUCUGUUGACAUUUCUACAAUCUUUAAGAAGGGUAAUGUGGAUGAGUGGUUUACUCUGGAAGAUGUGAAAACAGGCAUGGUGCAUGCCAAAGUGAGAUGGCUUUAUCUUGCUAAUGACCCACUUGAGCUGGACAGGCAAGUGGAAUCAGUAAUGGCACAGGUGGCAGAGGAACAUUUGGAUGAGGAUUCAGUUCAUACUGCACUUUUAAUUGUGAAUCUGGACUCGGCCUUUGGGUUACCUGCAUCAUUUGAUUAUACAUUUUUGAGAGGAAAGAAGACAUUAGUGGAACCAUCUCCUAUGGUCUAUCUUACUGUGGGACAAAAUACUCAGGAGAGCACAGUGCGAGUAAACACCACUGAGCCAAAAUGGGAAGAGAAUUUCCGGUUCCUGAUUACCAGUCCUUACCAUCAAAAUCUUGACCUAGAGAUACGUGACACCAAGACCAAAAAGACAAUUGGGGAGCUCAGUGUUCGCUUAAAAGAGCUUCUGUCAGCAGAAGAAAUGUUUAUGGACCAAAGGUUCCCUGUUAGGACCAAAGAGACGGGCUGCUUUAUCUACAUGAGUUUGAUUCUCCGAGUUUUGACUCCUAAUGCCAACCCUCAGUGGAUGGAACCAGAAAACUUGCUGAAGGACGAUGGUCCUGCAUUCAAGGAUUGGAGGAGAGGGAGUUCUGUGGACAAGAAAGAUGAACUAACUCCACCUUCAGGUGGUGACAGCAAGCCUUUGUCUUCAGUGUCAGCCGCUCCAGAGAACAUUGGAAAACAAAAUGGUGAAAAGCCGGUGAACAAGGAGGAGGUGGUGAUGUUAUCGUCAUCACCCUCCGCAGUAGACAUGGAAGUGCGUCAGCGCAAACCCAAUUCUCCUACGCUGCCUGUCACGCAGAGUAUUGAAGGAAGUGGACAGUUUGGUCUAGGUCGUAUACAGUUGACUCUUCGCUACAGCACUCAUCGUCAAAUACUGGUUAUUGUUAUCCACAAAAUCAGCAACCUAAAACCAGCACAAGGAGACAGCAAAGGCCUGGCUGAUCCAUAUGUUAGAAUGUAUCUGCUGCCUGACAGAGAUACCAAAAGCAAACGAAAGACUAAGGUGGUCAAAGAUAACCUCAAUCCUGUAUUUGAUGAGACUUAUGAGUACCCUGUCAGUCCCCCAGAACUGAACAACCGUUCUUUGGAACUGACAGUGAAGAACGAGACAGGCAUGUUUUCUUCCUCUCAGACACAAAUGGGAAUGGUUCUGAUUGAUUUGUCUACUUUGGACACCUCCCGUGCAGUCACCCAGUGGUUUGAUUUGGCACCUGAGAAUUCAAUCAAAGCAUCUUCCCUAGAAUCGGAAGUGUGAAGUUGUUUGAGGGGUUCUGCAUUGUCUGCUGGUAAAAAUUCUACAGGAGAAAUGAAAACUGUAGAUCCUGCUGCCAUAAUUAUAUCCGUCUUCUAGAUUUAGAAUUGUCUUGUUUGUGAUUUGCUUUUUUGAGUAUAAAAUAGUAACAUAAAACCCUGCAAUAGGUUUUAGAGAUUUUUUUAAUCACAUUGUUUUGUAUAUGUAUCUGGUUUUUAUCAUUACUUCUUUUCUUAAUUUUCUUCAUGGUGCCUUCUUUCAUUUUUUAAAAUUAUUUUUUUCCAAAAGCUCAUAAUUCACUGAUCCUUUUCUGUGUAGUCAUUUUUUUUAACUGUCAUUACCAAAUGGUGGUAAUUUAUAUAAAAUUCUCAUUGAUCAUCAUUGAGAUUAACCCAUACUAGUGCAUUACGUGUUCAUUACAAAAUUUCCGGGAUGAACAAGAAAUUCAACAAGGUUGAGGUUGAAAUCUCAGUUAUGUUUCACUAAAACAAUCUCAUUUAACAUAGUGCAAUAUGGACAGCUAAAAUAAUGAUGCUUUAUAGUCUUAUUUGAUGCUUUGUUUUGAAGAGUCUUUUCUGUCAAUGAUGAAUUAAUAGGAAAGCAAAACUUUUCAUUUUUAAAUCAGAAAUUUUCCCUUGUGAUUGUUAUGUAAAGUCUUAAAAAUUUUUUUCAAGACAGCUGACGUUUUAACAUGCUGGUUUUGUAAUUUUUUUAAGUACAGAAAGGAAUAUAUUUUAAUGGUGUUAAGUCUUAAAAAUACUACAAGCUAAUAACAAAAUUAAAUGGCCCAGUGAACACAUUUGGUUUAAACAUGGGAGUGCAGCGCUUUUAAGUUCACCCACAGUUUGGUUCAAGUGAGUGUGGCUUAGUUGAUGUAAAACAUCAUUUUGAAAAUGCAGUACUACAUCAAUGUAUCUGUGAGAGUAUAGGCUUGCAUAUAGUCUGAUGACAUUGUUCAAAUCACUACUUCUAAGUAGACACUGAUAACACUCCAGUAUUUACAAAUGACUUCUAAGUAUUAUAAUUAAAUCCAUCAGCUCUAAUGUUUUAAUGUUACACUUAAAUAAAAUAUGCUCAAAUAUUUUAUUAGAGUUUUUUUUUUCUUUGUUUACACAGCUCUUUUGAUAGUACCCAGUAACUUCAGUUUCUUUUUUAGAGACUUUUUUAACUAUAUACAAUCAAAUUAUUAUGCAUGUUAUUUUGUGAUUUAAAAUCAAAAGUAGUUCAUACAGAUACUUUUUACCAUGUGAAACUACUGGUUAACCUAAGGUAGUGUCAGUUUUUAUUAUUUCAUUUGUAGUAAACAGGGUGUUAUUAGCCUGCUGGUCUUAUUGUCUUUAAUCUUGAACCAUUGUAAAAGAAUAGUUAAAUAUACUAUGAAAACAAAAUCUGUAUUGAUGUUAAAUUAAUGUAAACCAAUGUUUUCAUUUUGAAUAUUUAAAGAAGCUGUGGAGAAAAUUUUUUAGAUUGCUUUAAGAAAAGAAAAGAAUAUAAUUUGUAGUAAUAAAGGUCUUUUUAUUAUGAUUCUGCUAGCUUUACUUUUGUUAUUUACCAUCCAGAAACUUAAUAUAAGAGUGCUUACAUUUUAUACUGAGUUGAGUGCAUAUAUAAUCAUCUCCAUGAGUCAGCGUUUAAAAACUCAGAACUAUGCUAGCUUCUAGACAGUCUAUGACAGCAAUGAGCCUCGUGUCUUCACAGUUCAGACAUCAGAAGUCUGCUGUUAUUCAUCCUUAUUGGACCUUUAUUAGAGACAGAGGCACCUAUCAAAAAAAAUAUCAGCGUUUCAAAAAGAACCCAUUCCUUAUAAAUAUGCACUUUCCUCUUGUGCUUGCUUAUUAUCUUCAACUAGAUCUGUAUUUAGUAAACAUUUACAUUUGAAGAUUUAAGUGAGUCAACGCAUAAUUGAUUGUUUCAUGCUUAUGCCAGUUUGCCAUUAAUACAAGGUAUCGGUGCCUCGUUAGUUGUUUUUUAUAUUGCUGUUUCUUAGUAGCUUUGAUAUUGUUUUAAAACUAAGAAAUGUUCAAGUGUUUGAGUUUUUUUUUUUUUUUUUUUGCUUUUGGAUACACCUGUCAUCAUUUAUUUGGUAAUUCAAAAAUACUUGUAUGCAUUGUAAAUUUUAACAUCUUUGGAGAAAAGAAGCAAAGACUUAAUUGCUUCAUUGUGUAUUAUCUUUUGUGCACUGAAACCAUACUCAUUGUUUUCACUAAUACUCGGAAGAAAUAAUACAAAGAAAUAUUACUGUGUGCGAGGACUGAUCUCAUUAUUUAAACCUAAUAGUUAAACAGUACCUUCAUGUCUUUCUUUACUUUUAUCCUCAAAUAAAAUGACGCAGAUGAAAUAUUUUCAGGUGAAACUUAACUGACGAGAAGCAAGUUUUCUUGUAUUUCCUCUCACCACAACUAUGGAUAACAACGAUCUAUCUAAAAACAUAUCACUCAUGAAUGUUCACUACCAAAAGCUUUUAUGAAGCUGCUUGCCUUGUAGUUCUGCUGCUGUUGUAAGUAGACGAUCAUGCGGUACAUCUUGUUGAUGACUUGCAUUGUGCACUCUGCUUAUUUUGUUAUCAUAUGUGCUAUGCAUAAAUUGCAGUACAUUAAUUGUUGUCGACAGUGGAUGCCUUCUUAAUGUUCAAAAGCAAAAUUUUUUUUAAGAGAAAUGCUAUGCAUAUUAUCACCAAAGGUUACUACAACAAUUCUUUAUACGUGUUUCUGGGAAAAUGGUACUGUGUAAAUAGGCUAUGUGUUUUCUGUUUUAUCAACAGAUUCUAAAUUUGCAAAGUUUAUCGUAAUGCAAACCAUUAAAAAUCUACACUCAGAAAGUUUAUUUGCUUUGACUACUUGAGGGGGUGGGGGAGAAUAUUUUACAUAAUGUUAUAUAAAGUUUAAUUAAAAAAAUAUAUGCCAGCAACUGAAAUAUAAUUGAGUGUUGGACAUUCUGCAUGAACUGAAAAAUAAAAAAAAUUGAAAAACUUGACAAAAAUUCAUUAUUUAGACAUCACAACAUUUCAAACCAGUGAGUGCUUUAUUGAAAUGUUGCAGACUUUGCAUAUACAUGUAAAGAGCUAAUUCACAUCAUUCGCGGGGAUAGAUGACAUAGAUUAAUUUAGUGUCGCUAUCCCUUUUGUAACAAUUGUUAUUUGAUUGUGUUUCAAUAUGGUGGUGAUUUUUGUGGAUAAUGCAAUAAAUUUAUUUUUGAAAUCUAAUGAUCACAGAAUUUAUUAAUGUCUUUCAGUAAGACAACCAUGACUUGUUUGAUGUUAUUUUACCCCUAUUUUCAAAACUUGCCUUGGUGUGAUUUCUCAGAGGGGUAAAACUAUAUGUGCCAUGCUACUGUAUACCUUUAGAUUAUAUUUUUUGCUUCAGCGAUGAAGUAUUUUACCUACCCUGUGAUGAAAAAGUAUACUUUGUCUUUCUACAUGCUAAUAUUUAAUUGGUAAUGAAUCAUUGAAGAAAACUGUUUCAUAGAAGUUGUGCAUAACACUAAGGGAUGUAGAGUAAUGCAUAAUGCAAAGUAGUCAGUAUGAAACUACAUUAUGACAAGCAUAAUGUUUUACAGGUUGAAAGAACAAAUAUUUUCUUCAAAAUUCUGAGACUCUGUUAGGUGUAGUUGGUAUCUCCACAUUUACAUCAAUCAUUUGCUGGUGUGUCACACCAUUUUUAUAUUGAAUAUUUCUAGUUAAUAUAACUUUUAAGUAAUUAACAUAUAACUUUUAAGUAAUUAAUAUAUAACUUUUAAGUAAUUAAUAUAUUUUUGUAAUAACUAGUUAACAAACUUACUGUUUAAUGUGAUGAGAUAGACCUACAUUUUUCAAAUGUAAACUAAAACUCAUUUUAAUCUCAGCACAAAUGAUUCAUUGCUUGCUUUUAAUUCCUGAUAUUCAGUUCAUCACUGUAUUAUACACAGUUGUAGGUUUUUAUUUGAACAGAUUUUUUUUAUGCUUUACUUCUCUAAUAUCCAUUUUUGAAGUUGCAGUAGUAAUGUGUGGUGGUUGGAUCAUAAAGACUGUAUUGAAAAUA
Pomacea canaliculata is the source of this 6614-nucleotide messenger RNA. RefSeq names its product extended synaptotagmin-2-like. NCBI's taxonomy places the organism in Eukaryota, Metazoa, Mollusca, Gastropoda, Architaenioglossa, Ampullariidae. The coding region runs from base 118 to 2601 and encodes 827 amino acids. The record is from RefSeq and is a predicted model, not a curated record. Gene Ontology annotation, biological process: lipid transport. The transcript is spliced from 25 exons. Gene Ontology annotation, molecular function: lipid binding.